AUGGGCUGCACAAGUUCGGUACAAUCCAAGAACCAAGCGGUUCAUCCUUUGGUCUCCAGCUUGGUAAACACAAAAGUUUCAAUCUCAGUUUCUGAAGAAAAUAAAAUCAUUCUGCGAGAAUCAUGGAAAACUUUGGACCUAAGGAGAACCGCGGCAGGAAAGAAAGUAUUCGCAAGGCUUCUUGAACUGAAUCCCAACCUCCAGGACGCAUUUCCCUCGUUUAGAGGCGUGGCUUUGGACGAAGUUAUGAAUUCCCGCUCGUUGUUUCUGCAUUCCAAGCGUUUAAUGGCUGUAGUGGAGGAAACUGUGUUAUCUUUAGAUGAUGCCAAGGAGCUGAUUGAAGAUCUUACGAACCUUGGGGAAAGACAUUUAGCGAUGUCUAUCACUGAGAAACACUUAAAGGUCAUGGAAGAGGCCUUUGUCCUCAUGUUACAAGACAUUCUUGAAGGAAGUUGCUCGGAACAAAUUAUAAAAGCCUGGAGAGAAUUGUUUGGAUUCAUGGCUAAAACCAUGUUGACAGGACAAGAACAAGCGAGCAAUAACUUACUUUCGUAA
This is a messenger RNA of Pocillopora verrucosa, 555 nucleotides long. RefSeq names its product neuroglobin-like. Gene Ontology annotation, biological process: oxygen transport; response to hypoxia. Gene Ontology annotation, molecular function: oxygen carrier activity; heme binding; oxygen binding. The record is from RefSeq and is a predicted model, not a curated record. Lineage: Eukaryota; Metazoa; Cnidaria; Anthozoa; Scleractinia; Pocilloporidae.